AUGGAUAGUCCAGGACUGAUUGGAGCCUGCAUCGUGUAUUAUAGACGCUACAGAAGUGACGUAUGCGACACUGCCCAUGUUCAAUACCCGAAACAAUAUACUUCAGACGCGUCACGAAGCAUAUCAUAUGGGCGAAGUCCAAAGGUUCAAACGGAACUUCAAAUACAAUUAUUGGCUGAACAGGCUGUUUGCAGCACGUUUGGUGGGAGGCCUAAAUCUCGCAUUCACCAGAUUCUAUACUUGCUCACCAACCACGCGUUUUGUCUUAUUUUGAAAUGA
Messenger RNA from Botrytis sinoallii, 279 nucleotides. RefSeq lists its product as uncharacterized. The record is from RefSeq and is a predicted model, not a curated record. NCBI's taxonomy places the organism in Eukaryota, Fungi, Ascomycota, Leotiomycetes, Helotiales, Sclerotiniaceae. Bases 1 to 279 code for a protein of 92 amino acids. The transcript has a single exon.